Molecule: messenger RNA, 1383 nt
Organism: Yarrowia lipolytica CLIB122
Lineage: Eukaryota; Fungi; Ascomycota; Dipodascomycetes; Dipodascales
Cellular component (GO): endomembrane system
Molecular function (GO): alpha-1,3-mannosyltransferase activity; GDP-Man:Man(1)GlcNAc(2)-PP-Dol alpha-1,3-mannosyltransferase activity
Source: RefSeq, a predicted model, not a curated record
AUGAGAGUAGCAUUUAUUCACCCUGAUCUGGGAAUUGGCGGAGCUGAACGAUGGGUUGUUGACGCAGCAGUGGGUCUGCAGAACCUGGGCCAUGAAGUCGACAUCUACACGUCGUACUGCAACAAGAGCCACUGCUUUGAUGAGGUCCGUGACGGCCUGCUCAAGGUGACCGUGCUGGGCGACACCAUCUGCCCCCACACCAUCAAGGGCAAGUUUGCAAUCUUUUGCGCCACUUUUCGGCAACUGCACCUGGCCUACGAGCUGAAGAAGGGCCCGGGAAGCAAGGUGGACGUGUUUGUCGUGGACCAGCUGAGUGCAUGUGUUCCCUUGCUCAAGCUGUGGUUCCCCAAGGCUCGAGUCCUUUUCUACGGCCAUUUCCCUGAUCAGCUGCUGGUGCAGAACAGAAACCAAAUGUCGCUGGUCAAGAAGGCCUACCGAUACCCCUUUGACAAGUUCGAGGAAAUCACCACCGCCUCGGCCGACCGACUGGUCGUCAACUCUCAUUUCACAAAGGACAUGUUCGAAAAGACUUUCCCUGCCACCAAGAACCCUCUGGUGAUCUACCCUUGCGUCGACACAGACAUCAAGGAGCAGCAGCAGGGUCUCGACAGAGACAUGAUCACAGCUGCCUCCCAGUACACCUUCUUGCUGUCCAUCAACCGGUUUGAGCGCAAGAAGAACAUAUUGCUGGCUAUUGAGGCAUUUGGGGAAGCCCAGAAGAAAUCGUCCAACCUCAAACUGGCUGUGGCUGGAGGCUAUGAUUUCAGAGUUAAUGAGAACGUUGAGUAUCUCCAGGAACUCAUCCUGGCCUGUGAGAAGCUCAAGCUGUCACACAUCUCUAUCACCGCUGAUAAGUACGCCAAGCUGUUGGAAAAGGACACCCCUGCUGCCGUCUGGACGUCCAUCUUCAAGAACGACGUCAUCUUCUUCCCUUCGGCGUCUAACUCGUUCAAAAACACUCUUCUUCACAUCUCCAAGCUUCUGCUAUACACACCUCAAAAUGAGCACUUUGGCAUCGUGCCUCUGGAGGGUAUGCUGUGGAAGACGCCUGUGUUGGCCACCAACUCGGGAGGACCUCUUGAGACCGUCAAGGACAAUGUGGGAUGGACAGUUGAGGGCAAGAGCGAACUAUGGGCUCCUGUGAUUGAUAAGGUGGUUCAUAUGAAUGCAUCUGACUAUGCUGUGCUUCAGACAGAGUGUGUCAAUUGGGUGAACCGAUUUUCGCAGGACACCAUGGCCAGUGAGCUGGAGGAGGCUAUGGAGGAGGUUCGAAAGAAGGCUCCCACCGAGAACGUGGGAUGGGACUACAUUCGUCUUGGCAUGUGGUACAGCGUACUUAUGACCUUGACUUUGUCUAUUGUCCUGCUGGCCAUUUGGCCCUGA